Fusarium pseudograminearum CS3096 is the source of this 798-nucleotide messenger RNA. RefSeq lists its product as uncharacterized. Lineage: Eukaryota; Fungi; Ascomycota; Sordariomycetes; Hypocreales; Nectriaceae. The record is from RefSeq and is a predicted model, not a curated record. The coding region runs from base 1 to 798 and encodes 265 amino acids. The transcript has 2 exons.
AUGCAAUACUCUACUCUCAUUUUUGCUCUCCUUGCUUCCGUCGCUAGCGCGAUCCCUCUGGAAGAAAACCCAUUCCCUGGUGCCAAGGAGUACACUCCCGGCCAGCACGUAGAGAAUGGCGAUGUCAUUGUCCCCGUGAAGGGCACCGCCUAUGUGGUCAAGGAAGAUGUCUAUCUUGCCAAGCUCAAGGCCCAGGGCAUCAAGAUUGGUGCUCCCAAGCUUGACCCAAAAUGGGUCCGUCGCAAUGUCGAUGUCACCAACCUUCCCAAGCGUGAUGAAGCCGCCAUCGAGCAUGAGAAGCGUGACAACUGCGAUGGUACACACUACAUUGUUACCGACAACACUGUGACCUUUGUCGAUUGGGACGUGCAGAUGUCCCCAGUCGUCUGCGCCGUUGGCGACAUGGACAUCAGUGUCUCGUCAGGCUACAAUGUCGCCAACUCGGUCGGAGGCAGCGCAAGCACUGAUCUCACUUUCAUUGCGGAUCGCGUUGGUGCUAGCUUCGGCGUCGACUACAGCAAGACAUGGACGACUUUGACCUCAGUUGUCACAAAGGGCACCAUCAAAGAUGGUAACUGCGGUGUCAUGAUCACCAAGCCUCUCACCACCCGUCGAUCCGGCCGCCAGUUCAACGGCUGCAUUGGCUCCGGCACUGAGGUUGGUACUUGGUAUGCUGAUAGCCACGAAGAGGGAAGCUACAACGGUAUCACCUGGAUUGAAGGUGCCAUCUCGGUGUGCUCCAAGCCGGGAAACAACCCUCCCAUGUCGCGCUGCAACGGACAAGGCAACUUCCGUUAA